AUGAGCCAAGAGCAUGAAUCGCCCGGUGAGAUAGAAGACACCGACAGCUUCGAACUCACCCAACCACCCGAAGAGAGUGGGCCGCUCCAACGAGCGGCGACCGACAACCCACGAAAUGUGCAAUGGAAGCCAUCGUCGAGAACUGUGGAUGAGACACUUGCAGAUGGUCUUUCGAAUGAAGAUCUUUGGAUGUUGAUUCGGCGAUUCAAUAAGGUCUACUUCGCAUCCUGGGCAGCAGAUCUCCUCAUUCCGAUGACGAUGAGCCUAUUCAUUGCCUUGAUAAUGUUUCCUCCCAUUCGGCCGUUCUUAUUCCCCGCUCCUCCGCCGCAGCCGCCAACAAACGAUUCAACCUCAAACCUGUCGGCAAAUGAACAACAGGAAUCUCAAGACAGCUUGACGGGUGUACCGGAGAAUCAUAAGGGAGAAACUGCCGAGCAAGAAGCCAAGGUGUUGCUCGACAGCUUUGCGACAAUGGCCGUCGAGGGUGCUGCGGGGAAAUUCGGAUAUCCUCUGGAUGAAGAGACCGCGGAGAAUUCUACUGCAGUUAUUGCAGCACCACCUAUAGAUAUCACGCCCGAGACACCCGAAGUGGCCGCGGAGAAAUCUGCAGAGGACCAAACCAAAAAGCCCAUGAAGAAGAAGGUCUCACAAGGGAUGGAUCAGGCCAUGCGAGUGGUCAGCGAUAUCACCGAUAUCUAUGAAAGAUUUGCCAAUAUUCUUUCUCCUACUCCGCCAUUCUAUCUCAUUUCACCACGUCUUCGCAUAUCGGGCAUCUUGAGCAUCGUGUGUCUCGUCGCGCCAUUUGCAUCCAGUUACUGGAUCAUCAAACUUGUCGGAUUCGCUCUAGGAUUCGCUUUCUUCGGUGCACCAGCCUUCACCUAUACGACGGAUCUUCUGAACCGCAAAUUCCCCGAGUGGCAAGAGCAACUCGAUAUCAACAUGACACUUCUGAAAGGUGUACCCACUAACGCCCAACUAACCUUAACACUCCUCCGAAUCGGUGAAAUUAACUCAUCACCUCUCCCACCACCACCAACAACCGAGGACAGCGAGCCCGCAUGGCCAAUCAAGCGCAAGAAGUCCAAGGCAGUGACCAUUCCCCAAUCAGGCGAUCUAGCUAGCAUAUCAAACGAUUCAACCACCAACCUGUCAUCCGACAGUCUCGCAGCACCGAAACCCAAAAAACGAACCUUCUUCAAAAUCCUAAAGUUUUUCCGCCGCACAAUCGCAACCGCAAUCCGAGGCCACAUCGCCUUCGACCGGGCAAUGGCAAUUGCAGGAUCGGCACAUACAAAGAACCUCCUAGGCAUGCUUCAAAACCACCGCUUCUCCGGCACACCAUACGGGCCAUUGAAAUUCGACGCGAAGUUUGAGCGGAAGCGCGGGGCAGCCGUCAUCGAUUCCACCAAGGAACCACCUAUCUUAUACUUCACGACGUACCAAUCGGCCGGAUUGGAGGAUCUGAGCAUUGACGCGCGGAAGAAGGGGUCUGUUCUCUUUCAAAUUCCGGUCACUGAGAUCCAGGAACUGCGGAAGACGGAGGGAUUGGGGUGGAAGGGAAAGCUGAUUGUUGAAUUGACGGCCGGUAGUAAAGAGGCUGCUGAUGGAAUGGUCGUUGUUGGCAAUGAGAUCGGGCAGUCAUUCCAUCUUACAGGGAUGAGGUCUCGGAAUCAGUUGUUCAAUCGAUUGGUUGCGAUUGAUGCGCAGUUUUGGGAGAGCAGGUGA
Penicillium waksmanii is the source of this 1725-nucleotide messenger RNA. RefSeq lists its product as uncharacterized. The coding region runs from base 1 to 1725 and encodes 574 amino acids. The transcript is spliced from 4 exons. Lineage: Eukaryota; Fungi; Ascomycota; Eurotiomycetes; Eurotiales; Aspergillaceae. The record is from RefSeq and is a predicted model, not a curated record.